CAACGAGUUAGAGUGUUGGCACUGCAGUUGAGACUCCACCAGCAAUCACCCAAGGAGCGGAGGAUUCGCAGAAGGCGGGAAUUCGAAAGCUGUGGGCAUAAUCCUGGGCUGUCAGUGAAUGUCACAUAAUUACUUCACACUUAUUGUUCCUUUGAACUUACCGACACGGUUGUUAUACAUACUUUCGGUGUUUGAUAUGAUGACUUCCACAAAUGAACAACCAACAGUGUAAUUGUCCGAGCAUAACCCUAAACCUAACCCUAAAUAUUUAGCCAUAAUAAUCUAUAUUAUCAGUAAUCACAUUGAAAUCUAAGUGCUUUUGCAGGAUAAAACAAAUCUUACCGGAAUCCCAAGAGCGAGUGUAAAUGCAAUAAUAUCUAAUCACGUCGAAGUGCUGUGGGCUCUUUUCGCUAACUGGCAAAAGAGACCGGACGCUGCUGAAGCGAAAGCUAGUUUCGUCCCUGGAUCCUGUCCUGUCCUGUACUGCACAACCUUGCUGGUGUUCCUAGAUUUUAACCACUGCGAAUUCUGCGUUCCCGCUCCCAUAUGGGGGCGAGUGCAAGCCGCGGCAGGGAUAAUGAGUCCCUAAUUGAUAAGCUUGUCGAAAGUGGUCUCUCUUUGCCCACUGAAGUCGAAAGGGCCAUGAGAUUGGUGGACAGAGGCGAAUACUUUAGCGAGAAAAGCCCACGGGCAUAUAUGGAUUUGGCUUGGAUCUCCGGUUCUCUCCAUCUAUCCGCUCCUAAUAUAUACGUCGCGGCUUUGAAGAACCUGGACAUAUCUCCUGGGCAAAGCUUUCUAAACGUGGGAAGUGGCUCUGGGUACCUGAGCACCAUCGUCGGACUGCUUCUUGGAUAUAAUGGUGUUAAUCAUGGAAUAGAACUGAGCGCCGCCAACGUGGAUUUCGCCAAGCGCCGACUACAAACAUUCCUAGCUCAGUCAGAUGCACCGUUGGAGCGCGACUUUUGCGUGCCGCAUUUCGUACAUGGGAAUAUUUUCGAAUUAGUUUCUCCACCUCUUCGAACUCCCCUUUACUUUCACGACUCACUCCGCGGAGAUACUGGUGGUGAGUCUAGUGAGGAAGAUGGAAAUGAUAUGGGCAAUGGGGAGCAGCAAAUGGCCUCUACUGAGGGCGACUCAUACGAAAAUGCAAAUGGAGCCCCCUUGGAUUCUUCGUUGGAAGAAGCGGUCUGCAGUACGAACCACAACCAGGCAGAUGGCGAUUGUCACAGCAAUGGUAUGAACAUGGAUCCACCUCCUUCAGUGGAUACAACUCGAGCAAUCUCAGACCAGCUACUCUCGUGGCCACUAUACGAUCGAAUUUAUGUCGGUGCAGCUAUACGAAACCGGGCACAUUUGCAGUGUAUUUUAAGACUUUUGAACAUUGGUGGAGUACUCAUCGCCCCCGUGCAAGACGAGUUCGUCAAAAUCACUCGGACCGGGGAGAACCGCAUCACCCGAGUUGACUUGCUCUCUGUGAGCUUCGCCCCUCUGAUCCUUCCUCCGACAAAUUCGUCCGCACUCGUGCGACCUCCUCCUCCCCGAGAGUUACCUACUUUGCGGAAGCUGAGUGGUCGGGUGCUGCGUUCUGCGAUCCGCUCGUGGAUCAAACAACGACACAACGGCUUGCCAACUCUCGGGCGUUUAACUGAGGUUGAGACUGAUGUGCAAAAGAAAAAACGCCGGAACAAAGCAGUUAUCUCCGAUGCCUCCAGCGUGAGCCCGAUAGCUGUCGAUGCAGAAGAAUGCAAUCCAGUCGAUCAAGAUCAUUCUUCCUCUGAAAGUAGCGAUUUAUGUUCUGAUGGCACUUUCGAAGAACAUCAAGCAGCCAAUGGUUUUAUUGACGGGAUCAGUGACAGUUCUUGGUCAGGCGCUGAUCGUUGCCCUACUUCAGAUCAAUCACAGACGUCUUCCUCAGAAACCAGACGUCGGAGCGGUAGUAUGGCGCGCUUGCUACAUCACUUGGUGGUGAGAUCCCGUUUAAGUGCGGCUGAAGCACCCGUCUUACCUGACAGUGAAGCAUCAACUCCCUUGGCUGGGCAACGCACUGAGCGAGUGCUCGAUGAAUCUGCCGAUCGCAACACACCUGACGGAUCUCGAAUUCUGUUGUUCAGCCUUGCGCGUGACGGCGCACCUUCGGAAACACAAACCAAUGAAGACUCUGGGGAACACAACCAACAAUUACGGUUAAGGGUUGCCGAAACGCUAAUGGCGGCCUUCCGGAAUAGCGGGACGGACUCGGAUGGCCGAGACGACCCCGAGGGCACACAAGGAAAUGAAGGCGCCCAGACGCACCCAGAGGAUGAUGAUGAGACCAGGUACGCCGAGUGGAUGGACGGCGAGCGGCCAUCACGGAGCCAGCGUAAACAAAAGAGACGCCAACGGGAAUUUCGAUAUAAUCCACCUAGCUACCGUUUCCGAGACGAAAUGCGAAAAAUAAUGCAGGAAGAACUACAUCUACCAAUUCGCAUUAUUGAGGAUGUGUUUUCUCUGUGAAUGCUCCUAUCUUUCCAUUUUGUACAUACACUUUUGAUUCACCUUUAUUUCUAAUUCGUCGCAACAUUAAGAUCUCCUAGAGUCAUGAGUUUUAUUAUUCUGUCCAGAUGAUGUUGCCCUUCUGUCUCGAUACGCACCAAACAUCAGAACAACGGAUAGCGGACAAGUGCAUGCUAGUAGAAACAGCAGAUAUUCACAGAUUAAAUUACAUCGCGCUAUUUUCAUUCUGUUUUCUUUUGCUUCGCCCCGGAUAAUUCGCUAAUUCGUUUUCGACGCGGGUUCCAGCGUCUCAGCCAUUUCAAUCUGAAGUACAAUGAUGCGGAGAAUU
Dicrocoelium dendriticum is the source of this 2821-nucleotide messenger RNA. NCBI's taxonomy places the organism in Eukaryota, Metazoa, Platyhelminthes, Trematoda, Plagiorchiida, Dicrocoeliidae. The record is from the annotation of a GenBank genome assembly.